CUGCGUCCUGGAGAGAGAAACUACAGAAUUUACGGAGAGAGAGAGAGAGAGAGAGAGAGAGAGAGAGAGAGGGGGGGGGAGGGAGAAGAUGAUACACACAGACAAUCACGUAUACGUACACAAGUAAAACGUAAGCUCCGCCAUUAAUUAGACGAACCGAAGCUCGGGACGCUAUAAUAUAUUAUUUCCACACAAAUAAUCGUAACCCUAAUAAGGGAAAUCGUUAGACUGAGGAGACAUCCUUUCUGAGAAUAUUUCAGGUUGAUCCAGUGGGUUCAUUGGCUCCACUAGUAACUGUUACAUCUUCUCAACCAUAAAAUAACCAAUCAGAAGCACUCAAUGGAGCUUAAAGUUCCAGCCCAUGAACCAGGUCGCUCACCUUCUGUAUCCGAAAGCAAUCCUAAUGAGAAAGAAAUCAGUGAUGAUGAUGAUGAUGAUCGCAACCAUAAGCAUCGUAGAAGAGAUGAUGCAAGGUCUCAGUCACUGGAAAGAGAUUCCAUGGAACAAGUAUUUACUAAUAAGCCAUACAGAAGAGGAAACAAACCUUUUGAAAAUGGGCAUAUUUACAGGGAACAAGGUUCCCAUUCCAAUGACACAUGGAAAAAUUACAAUUUCAACCCUAUGGACAAAAGACGACAAGGACCUUUGGAUUUGAACCAAAGAAUUAGGGAUCCUGGCCCAAUGAGGGGUAGAGGAAACUGGAAUCAACAUGAUCCAAGAUUCAACUCUGUUGAUAUUGCUUCUAGAAUAGCUCAACAAGGAUCUGUACCCCCUGGUAUGUUUGGUGGAAGGGGUUUACCAAGUGUUUCAAAUGCAUAUGGUCCAUCUUGGAGUGCAUUUGGUUUGGUUCCAGGUAUACCAAAUGGUGGUAUUGAUACACUACAUACCCUUGGUUUACAAGGAACAUAUAGAGCCAUUAAUCCCUCCAUGAACAUGGGAAUGGGACUGCCACGUCAGCGUUGUAGAGACUUUGAAGAACAGGGUUUUUGCCUAAGAGGUGAUAUGUGCCCAAUGGAACAUGGUGUCAAUCGUAUUGUUGUUGAAGACGUUCAGAGCCUUUCACAGUUUAAUCUCCCUGUAUCGCUUCAAAAUGCAAAUCUGCCCGGAGCACCAUCUGGGGCAGGAUCUUUACCUGCCCCUGGUGCCCCAACCACCUCAUUCAAAGCUUCACGUGGCAAGACUAGGAAAAGUGGAGUUAGUGGCAAUGCUAAUAAUGCACAUGAGUUAAAUGAUGCAUUAAUUGAUCCUUCUCCAAGUGUUGGAGCUGACUUUUAUGAUCCAGAUCAGCCUCUAUGGGGUAACGAUUCUCAAACAUCACCUGCAUUACAAUCAAUAAAUCAAUCCAAUGUGAAGGAAAACAGGCCUUUGUUGGAUCCUGGCCCAUCUGGGUCUGAUGAACAUAUGGUAUCCAAGAUUACAAGUACAAAAAACAAAGAAACCAAAGAGAAUAUAAUCUCAAAACCAAUCCCUUCAAAUUUUGAGACAAUUGAAAAACAGGAUCCAUCAAAUAGUGGUCAAGCUGUUCACCUCCAUAAACGAAACGACAUAAAUGGGAAAAGUGUCAGAAAGCCUACACAGAAAGCACAACGAACAGUAUUUGUGAGUGGCAUACCCCUCCAACAAAACAAAAGGGAAUCCCUAUUUUCACAUUUUCAUAAAUUUGGGGAAGUUAUCGAUAUCCACAUUCCUAUAAACACGGAUCGUGCUUUUGUCCAGUUUUCCAAAGGAGAAGAAGCAGAAGCUGCUUUAACAGCACCUGAUGCUGUGAUGGGUAAUCGGUUCAUUAGGUUAUUUUGGGCUAAUCGUGAUAAUGUUCCUCCUAUUAAUGGGUAUAAUAAUAGUAAUGUUCCAAUACCUCCACGUGGCCCACCAGUUUCAUCAACAUCACAUAAUGGAACAUCUGCUCCUUCUUCUGAUCUCCCAAAGCCCGUGAUCAUCAACACCCCAAAAGUCCCUCCACCUUCACAAAAGAAGCUGGAGAAUUUAGAGGUUUUGAAAGAGGAGCUUCGCAAAAAGCAAGAAAUGCUUGAUCGGAAAAGGAAUGACUUUAGGCGCAAGUUAGACAAACUUGCGAAACAAGCUACAGGUGUAAAAGGGGAGACGGAAGGUGAACAGGUGGCGAAAAGACAGAAACUUGGAAGUGUAGCUGAUAAUUCUGAAAAAGCUGCAACUUCAAGUUCCAUUGAUCCUGAAAAAGCAAUCGAUAAUGGUAGCAAAUCUAUGGAGUCUGGUGUUCAACAAAGUUGUAAAUCAAGUAAUGCAAUUGCAAUGCAAGAAACACCGGUUUUGAAACCAUCAUUACGACCAUUGAUGCCGAUUAAUCCAUCGGUUGUCACGAAUCGGUUCAAACUGGACAAUCGUCCCACUGCUUUUAAGAUUGUUUCAACUCUACCAAAUGAUCUUGCCAAUGUUGCAGCUUUGAAGGAACAUUUUUCUCAAUUUGGUGAUUUGUCGAAGGUGGAGUUGGAUGAUGUUGUAGGGCCCAGUGAUGGUGGAAAUAACGAUAAUGGAAGAGCUCGUGUGUAUUUCACGACACGACAUUCAGCUGAGAAGGCGUAUUUGAGUGGUAAAAGCUGGAAUGGUCAUAACUUGCAGUUUUCAUGGAUGAAAUCUAGCAGCAGCAACCAGAGUCCCUUAUCCACUUCCAAAGGAAAUUCAGAUGCUGAAAAACCUGGAGAUGGGGAGUCUGAAAAAAUGGAGAUUGAUAAAGAAUCAGAUGAAAGUAAAAAUAAAGAGUAAAGCUUUUGUUCUGAGUCUAAGGGCAUGAUAAUAGUCAGAGUUGUACAGCCAGCUAAAUGUUGAAUACCCCCUGUUUCCUAUGCCGGAGCACCAUAAUCUUGGGUGGAAGCCACAUGGAUUUUCAGAGGUCCGGCUAUUCUUUUUGUUGUUGAAACUGGGACAUUUUUUUUUUUUUUUUUAAUUAUUAUUUCUUUUUGAAUUUGUUUUGUACUUGAAGCUUUUGAGGGUCCUACUUUGUUUGUAAUAGAUGGACUUGAGGGUAUUCAUAUUUCUUUGUUUCAGGAUCGACUAGUAAGUAGUAAUUGGAUAUGAAUUUUGUAACGACAAUUAAGGUUCACACUCUCCAGUCUCCAGUUGCAGAUAUUAAUUGGCACUACUUUAACGA
Messenger RNA from Lactuca sativa (garden lettuce), 3124 nucleotides. Its product is annotated as zinc finger (CCCH-type) family protein / RNA recognition motif (RRM)-containing protein. The record is from RefSeq and is a predicted model, not a curated record. Gene Ontology annotation, cellular component: nucleus. Gene Ontology annotation, molecular function: RNA binding; metal ion binding. NCBI's taxonomy places the organism in Eukaryota, Viridiplantae, Streptophyta, Magnoliopsida, Asterales, Asteraceae.